AUGGAGAAGAUGUUGCAAACGCUUAAGACGACUAUCACGCCCGCGCAGGCGAUGCAGCUGUUUACGACACCCAAGGACCCGAGACGCUCGUGGUCGGAACACUGCAUGUACCUGGUGGCUAUCUCCGAGGCUUCUGGGAACAGCGCUGAGUACUUGGUCCUGAAUAACAUCGUACAGUAUGCGUCCGUGGACUUGCGUACGGUGCUUAUGGCUAAGUCCUGGGAGAUCAAGACGGGAAAGGACAAGAAUCCUGGGCGCGAAGUGGCUGGGUAUCUGCGUGCGGCCUGCCCAAAGAAGAACAAGGAGCCGGACAUCACGUUGGCGGUGAACGAGACGUCGGAUAAGUUCGACGAUACCAGGAUCUUGGAUAACGGCUCGAGUCGGCACCUGGUGAACGACGCGUCCUGGCUCGAGGACGUGGAGCCGUGUGACGACCAGUGUGUACAGCCGAACGGCGAGCCACUCUCGAUCAGCAUGAAAGGCUCAGUGACUCUGCGGGGCACUGCGUGCGGGGUGAUACAGACGGUAAAAUUGUCCGACGUUUAUGACGCGGAGAGCGUGGUGCACAAUUUGAUCUCGUACGGUCAGCUGGACAAAACGGGCUACCCACUUGCCCAAAAGGGCGAACGACGCGUAGUUGUGGCCAAGGCUCUGUCCGAAGUGAUCAUGGCUGCCCUUGAGGAGGAGGAGGCAAAUGGGUCGGGCGACGUGUCGAGCAACGUGCAGCAAGGGACACAGGUAGAUUUCCAUCGUAGGCUCGGACACUUAAACUACGAUGCUGUGAAGCGCCUUGCAACGGAUCCAAGUUCGGGCACCAAGCUCACGGAUCACAGACGAAAUGUGGACUUGUUGCACCACUUCUACACCCCGUUCGCGUCCAGAGCUCUCAUCUCUUCUUCCGCGGCCUUCCGCCAUUACUCAGGUCGCUGGCUACGCAUAGACUCUCCAUAUUUCUCGGGGUCCACUUCCACUACGCUGUUCACGCCACUGUCCGGCGUAUCCUCCUGCAGAGCUGACUCGUUCACUCCUUCCGCAGUCCUGCGCGCUAUCGAGCGCGUCACGUGUCUGUCGCGCCGCCACGCCUUCUUCGCACGAUUCUCUCCCUUAGCCCCUCGCCUGGUCUUGCUACCAGCGCUUGCUACCAUAUCCGCAUUCUCUGUGCCGUCCGCGGACUCCUCCGCGCCGUUCCCAUCCGCAUCCUGA
This is a messenger RNA of Phytophthora infestans T30-4, 1203 nucleotides long. RefSeq lists its product as uncharacterized. Bases 1 to 1203 code for a protein of 400 amino acids. Lineage: Eukaryota; Oomycota; Peronosporomycetes; Peronosporales; Peronosporaceae. The record is from RefSeq and is a predicted model, not a curated record. The transcript is spliced from 5 exons.